AUGUGCAAAGAUUAUUUAAAACCAAACACGACAAGUUCAAAAGAUUUGAAUUUAGUUAUUGAACAAUGUUUGAAUACAUCAUUUUGGGAGCAAUAUAAGUUGAAAACUAGAAUAAAAGAAGAUACGAAGUGUCAUACUCAAGAGCAGUAUUAUCCUAUAGAGCCAAUAGAUAUAGUGGUCGCAGUGAUACUUUUAUGUAUAUUGAUGUUGAACUUGGCUGGUAGUGUUUACGACAUACUUAUUGUUAAAAAGAGUUAUUCAGGCAAUAAGUGGCUGCUAUACUUUUCAAUCAAACGGAACUGGUCCAAAUUAACAGAAACACAAAAACUGAUAGGACCCGAAAUCGAAGACUGCCGCCGGGACGGUUGGCAGAACAUGCUCUACAUAAACAACUAUUUUGAUAACACUCGCUGCAUGGCGCAUACAUGGUAUGUGGCAGCGGACAUGCAACUGUUUAUAUUGGGAACAUUUACGUUGGUACUGAUAAGGAGUGAUCAGAGGAGACAAGUUGUGCUCUGGGCUAUGUUUGUACUUUCUCUCUUCACAGCUCCGUUACACACGUAUUUUCAAAACUUGUACGAUAACAUAAUUAUCUCGCCAGAAGUUAUUCUGGAUUUUUUUGUCAAAGAUCCUACUUUCAACCACUCGUACAAGCGCGGCCACACAAACAUGGCAUGUUAUAUAUUAGGGCUUAGCCUCGGCUUGAUCAUUUAUAAAUUGCAGCAGAAGCAGUUAAAUAUUGAAAAAUAUAAGAAAUACAAAUAUAUGUUCUGGGCAACAUGUCCCAUGAUGAUUAUAUUGAUACUUUGCCGUGGCUUGAUGUACAUGGACGGUGUAACACCACACCCUGCACUCAAAGCCAUUUGUGCCGGCUUGUACAGACCACUCUUUGGAUUGCUUAUAUUCCUAUUUAUAUUAGGGAUGGUGUUUAAACUCGAAAAUGUUUAUAGACCGACAUUAGAAUGGCGAGGUUGGACGUCAGCCGUUCGCGUUUCGUACUCCGUCUACAUAGUGCAUCUGAUGUUGAUAUUGAUUAGUGUUUCUUCUAUAACUACAUUAAAUCAUUUGACCAUUUAUGAGGCUUUAUUAUCAUCGUUCGGAACAAUCACCUUUAGCUUCCUGUGUGCUGUACCUCUUUGGUUACUCGUCGAAUCACCAAUUUCGCAAGUCGUUCAACAAGUAACGUCUUCAAAAAAAACUAAGAGUUCAAAAAUGAAAAGCAUUGACAAUAGUAUAGUUUCCAGCUCUGAAGAUAAAAAAAUGAACUAA
Messenger RNA from Papilio machaon (common yellow swallowtail), 1269 nucleotides. RefSeq lists its product as uncharacterized. The coding region runs from base 1 to 1269 and encodes 422 amino acids. NCBI's taxonomy places the organism in Eukaryota, Metazoa, Arthropoda, Insecta, Lepidoptera, Papilionidae. The record is from RefSeq and is a predicted model, not a curated record. The transcript is spliced from 9 exons.